AUGAUUGAUAGAAUAUUUGAUAAUAUACUCGAUGAAAUACUUGAUGAAAUACUUGAUGAAAUAAUUGAUGAAGUACUUGAAAUAAUUGAUGAAAUACUUGAUGAAAUACUUGAUGAAAUACUGAAUGAAAUUCUUUAUGAAAUACUUGAUAAAAUACUUGAUGAAAUACUUGAUGAAAUACUUGAUGAAAUACUUGAUGAAAUACUUGAUGAAAUAAUUGAUGAAAUACUUGAUGAAAUAAUUGAUGAAAUAUUUGAUGAAAUACUUGAUGAAAUAAUUGAUGAAAUAAUUGAUGAAAUACUUGAUGAAAUAAUUGAUGAAAUACUUGAUGAAAUACUUGAUGAAAUAAUUGAUAAAAUACUUGUUGAAAUAAUUGAUGAAAUACUUGAUGAAAUACUUGAUGAAAUACUUGAUGAAAUACUUGAUGAAAUACUUGAUAAAAUACUUGAUGAAAUAAUUGAUGAAAUACUUGAUGAAAUACUUGAUGAAAUACUUGAUGAAAUAAUUGAUGAAAUACUUGAUGAAAUAAUUGAUGAAAUACUUGAUGAAAUAAUUGAUGAAAUACUUGAUGAAAUAAUUGAUGUAUUACUUGAUGAAAUACUUGAUGAAAUAAUUGAUGAAAUACUUGAUGAAAUAAUUGAUGAAAUACUUGAUGAAAUAAUUGAUGAAAUACUUGAUGAAAUAAUUGAUGAAAUACUUGAUGAAAUAAUUGAUGAAAUACUUGAUGAAAUAAUUGAUGAAAUACUUGAUGAAAUACUUGAUGAAAUAAUAGAUAAAAUACUUGAUGAAAUAUUUGAUGAAAUACUUGAUGAAAUUAUUGAUGAAAUAAUUGAUGAAAUAAUUGAUGAAAUACUUGAUGAAAUACUUGAUGAAAUACUUGAUGAAACAAUUGAUUAA
Molecule: messenger RNA, 897 nt
Organism: Physella acuta
Lineage: Eukaryota; Metazoa; Mollusca; Gastropoda; Physidae
Product: coiled-coil domain-containing protein 1-like
Molecular function (GO): RNA binding
Source: RefSeq, a predicted model, not a curated record